Molecule: messenger RNA, 996 nt
Organism: Arachis stenosperma
Lineage: Eukaryota; Viridiplantae; Streptophyta; Magnoliopsida; Fabales; Fabaceae
Product: peroxidase 40
Exons: 4
Coding region: 1-996 (331 amino acids)
Biological process (GO): response to oxidative stress; hydrogen peroxide catabolic process
Molecular function (GO): peroxidase activity; heme binding
Source: RefSeq, a predicted model, not a curated record
AUGGGUAUGCAUUUAGUAUUGUUGUGCUUAAUGUUGAUGAAGGCGAGUUCAACAAGUGCAAAUGGUGAUGGUGAUGGUGAUAGUGGGUGUCCAUUAAGGAGUGACACAUACCAAUAUAGUUGCCCGGAAGCAGAAGCAAUAAUCUUCUCAUGGGUGGAACAAGCUAUAUCUCAAGACUCCAGAAUGGCAGCCUCAUUACUUAGGCUGCAUUUCCAUGAUUGCUUUGUCAAUGGAUGUGAUGCUUCGGUUCUGUUAGAUGACAGAGAUGAUUUUGUGGGUGAGAAGAGUGCAGCUCCAAACCUGAAUUCGUUAAGAGGCUUUGAAGUGAUCGACGCAAUCAAAUCAGAGCUAGAAUUAGUGUGUCCUGAAACUGUCUCUUGUGCUGAUAUAUUGGCAACUGUUGCUCGAGAUUCUGUCGUUCUGUCAGGAGGUCCAGCUUGGGAAGUGAAAAUGGGAAGAAAAGAUAGCAUAAGUGCAAGCAAGGAAGCAGCAAAUAAUAACAUCCCAGCUCCAAACUCAACGGUUGAUGUCCUCUUGACUAAGUUCCAGAAUGUCGGACUUAAUCUUCAAGACAUGGUGGCCUUAUCAGGUGCUCAUACAAUUGGAAAAGCGCGAUGCUCCACAUUUAGCAGUCGCCUACAGAGUAGCAGUGACUCAUCAGAUGUUAAUAUGCAAUUCAUCGAGUCGUUGCAACAGCUGUGCUCAGGAGAAGAUAACACCAACAAAGUUGCACACCUUGACCUCGCUACACCAGCUACAUUUGACAGCCAGUACUACGUUAAUCUACUUUCUGGGGAGGGGCUACUGCCGUCAGACCAAGCCCUCGUCAAUGGGAAUGAUCAUACACGACAAAUUGUGGAAACCUAUGUCGAGGAUCCAUCUGCUUUUUUUGACGACUUCAGAUAUUCAAUGGUGAAGAUGGGAAGUUUGGGUUCGAGUACCCAAACUGAUGGCCAGAUUCGAAGGGACUGCCGAACUAUUAACUUACCUAAUUAA